Molecule: messenger RNA, 1194 nt
Organism: Entamoeba invadens IP1
Lineage: Eukaryota; Evosea; Mastigamoebida; Endamoebidae
Exons: 3
Coding region: 1-1194 (397 amino acids)
Source: RefSeq, a predicted model, not a curated record
AUGGAUGGAUUUUGCCACGUCAUCAAUACAAUGGAUGCGUUCUGUUCUCUCAAAUCUCAAGUUGUCGUUUUUGUUGCAACUUCGGUUCGGACAUUACCCAUGGAUUUAAAGAUCCGUUUUCCAGUUCACGUUGUGUUCCCGGAUAAGUACCAAUCUGCGGCAUUCCCAGCCCUUCUUUUGUUUAUUAGAAACAAUGGAGGGUCUAUACAAGCGUGGGACAGACACACACCAAACACGCUUGAUGCAGCGGUCAAGACAUUAGUGAGGGAGAUUACCCUUCCACGAACGGAGGGUGGCGACGUCCGACUUAUUUUCCCAAAGCAAAUAAGUGUGGAAGACACUUCGAUGGAACAAAAUGAUUUCAUCCAACUUCCUGAUGGGAUACUCAAAAAGAAGGGGACUUUUAAGAUCGCUCCAUCCACGCCACUUUCAAGACACUUCAUCUCUCUCAGAUUCAACCAAAAGAGAGGUACUGCAAAGACUGUGUUGUACCUUCAACUCAUAUAUAAGGACGUUCUGAGAUAUGGAGGGACGGAAUUUCAAUUCGAAGCAAUAGAAACACGGCGGUUUGACUUGUCGCCGAGUUUAGUUGAAUAUUACUCGACACUGAAUAUAGGAGGAACAGCACAGGCGCUGUUAUACCGCCACCCCGAGUUAUUUUAUUUGAAGAAACGUUUAAAGAGAUGUAUGAUGUCGUUAUCAGCGAAACAUCAUCAGUUUUUCCAGGUGUAUAAGUUAUUGAAUUAUAUGAUGGUGUCGCCGAUGUACUCCCCACUGAACCCACACUUGUCCGCACAAUAUCAACGAGUACUUUUGGACUGCGAUCCGGCAUUUUUAGUCGACACAUUUCUUCCGAAGGUCUACACGUUUGCGACGUACCAAAGCGAAAGCGAGGAACUGUAUAUUCCAUUGAAGAAAGAAAAUAUUAAAGCACUGCAGGGAGUUGCUGUGGUUUUUUUGUCGUUCAUGAAAAUUGUUGUUGUGAGCCAAGAAAAGGAGAUACAUAAGGAAGGGAAUAGCGUUGGAGUGUUUGUGGAAAGGAUGAAAGAGAACGUUAACUACCCAAUUGUAAUGAGCGAGUUGAUUAUCGGAAGGGAAGACUAUGAAGUGUUGGGAUAUUGUAUGCUCGAUGUCGACGAAAAUAAGUCGUUUAAGAUGUUCAUCUCGGAACUCAAUAGUUUGUACGUUAAAUAA